GGAGAAACAUGGGCAGCACAGCCAGCACAUAAUGUGGUCCCAAUACGUUGCAUUUUCUUUCUCUUAACUGCCACUCGUCCGAUCAAAUCACAAUCGAACGGUUCAAGCUCCUCCACGAUCACUUCUCAUUAACCUUUGAUUCGCCAACUUCCUCAUGGCUCCCAUACGUCCACGCUCCCUCACUUAUAUCCCUUGGAUUUAAAUUGAAUCCAAUGGCUAAUACUCUUCUGCAACAUUCUCUUUCUAAUUUACUCACUGUAACAUUAAUAUACCGCUCUUUUUGUCCACUCCAAAAAAAAAAAAAAAAACCAGAGAAAAUCUCUCAAUUUCUUUAUUCGUUCUUAUAGAAAGAAAUGCAAGAACAAGCAACGAGUUCAAUUGCAGCUAGUUCUUUGCCUUCUAGUAGUGAAAGAUCUUCAAGCUCUGCACUUCAAGUUGAAGUUAAAGAAGGCAUGGAAAGUGAUGAAGAGAUCCGAAGAGUGCCUGAGAUAGGUGGGGAAGUGUCUGCAGCUCCAGCUGCCCCUCGAGAAGCCGGUUCUUUGCCCGGUCCGGACCGGGUUCAGCCAUCAGGUGAGGUUGUUCAGAGAAAGAGAGGGAGGAGCCCAGCGGACAAAGAAAACAGGCGCCUAAAGAGGUUGUUGAGGAACAGAGUUUCAGCACAACAAGCAAGGGAGAGGAAAAAGGCACACCUGACUGAGCUGGAGACCAAAGUUAUAGACUUGGAGAAGAAAAACUCUGAGCUUGAAGAGAGGCUGUCCACGUUGCAGAACGAGAAUCAGAUGCUUAGACAGAUAGUGAAGAACACAACGGCAAGCAGGAGAGGAGGAAGUGGCACUUCAACUUCAAAUACUGCAGCAGAUGGAACUCUAUGAGGAGUGACUUGAGUAUAGAAUUUGUAGGUUUGGAAAACAUAAACUAAUGUAAAGAGAUUUGUGCUUCAGAAAAUUCUAUUACCAAUGCAAUGAAGCAGCAUGACUAUAGAACUUUGGUGAUCUUAAAUCAUAAAUGAUCAAAACUAAGCUUUUUAUCAUCUCACAGUGAUGGCAAUGGAAGCUAGCUGUGGUUCAAGACUGGCAAACGGGGUAAGUUAAAUUAAGACCACAUUUCAGAAUGGUGGUUCAUCUGUCGAAAAUUUGGUCAAUGGCUUAUACUGGUAUUUAAUCAAAUGGUAGUGGUUGUGAGAAAUUAUUAUGGAUUUAGGUAGGCUGUCACUCUGUCGGCAAUAACAGCAAACCGGUUGCUAAAACUCCUAUAAUGAUAUUCAAAUCAUGUUUAGGGUACCAUCAAUCGUUAGUUAUAUAUGUGACGAAAGAAAAAUCUUGAAGUUUAUAACGAAAGAAAAAAAUAUCUUCUGCCAUGGCUGAUAGCCAAUUCGUGUCCUGAUCCAACAAAUAAAUUUACAAUUGCCAAUUCAUGUCUUGA
Messenger RNA from Durio zibethinus, 1422 nucleotides. RefSeq names its product transcription factor HY5-like. Gene Ontology annotation, cellular component: nucleus. Gene Ontology annotation, biological process: red or far-red light signaling pathway; response to red light; response to far red light. Lineage: Eukaryota; Viridiplantae; Streptophyta; Magnoliopsida; Malvales; Malvaceae. Gene Ontology annotation, molecular function: DNA-binding transcription factor activity, RNA polymerase II-specific. The record is from RefSeq and is a predicted model, not a curated record.